This is a messenger RNA of Phoenix dactylifera (date palm), 627 nucleotides long. NCBI's taxonomy places the organism in Eukaryota, Viridiplantae, Streptophyta, Magnoliopsida, Arecales, Arecaceae. The record is from RefSeq and is a predicted model, not a curated record.
AUGGAACAUUGUGGGAAAAAUCUUUAUCCAGAAAGCUCGUCUCCCAGUAUGGUUAUGCAGGCAUUGCAUCGAAGGGCUUCGAGGCGGCCGCAUUGGACGACCCACCGGAUUCCCGAUCGGGAGCUGGAGGCGAUGCAGAGACGCUUCGACGACGUGGUGGAGGUUGACGAUGAUGUGCUGGAAGAGGUCAGGAAGCCUUGGAAGACCUCGGCAGUGUUGAUUCGAAGCCUGGGUAGAGUCGUUCCCGCCGAAUGGGUAGUCAAAGAGCUUCGGCGAGUCAUGGAACUACCCGAGCCUCCCGAAAUCUUCCCGCUGUUGGAGGGCUUCUUCGUGGUUCGUUUCUCCUGCGAGGAACACCGGGAGAAGGCUCUGAGCUGGGGGCCAUGGCUGGUGGCAGGGCAGAUCCAUGCCAUGGAGAGGUGGAGGCCAAAUUUCUCACCCGGUGCAGGUGAGCUAAACAAAGCCAUUGUUUGGCUACGAAUGCUCGGGUUGCCGUUGGAUUAUUGGGAGGAGUCCAUUAUCCUUCAGAUGGCGGCGAAGGCCGGGAAGCCGCUGGCAGUGGACGAGAUAACAGAACAGGGCAAGAAACGAGGCUUUGCUCGGGUCAAGAUAGAGGUGGAUCUCUGA